This is a messenger RNA of Medioppia subpectinata, 873 nucleotides long. NCBI's taxonomy places the organism in Eukaryota, Metazoa, Arthropoda, Arachnida, Sarcoptiformes, Oppiidae. The record is from the annotation of a GenBank genome assembly.
AUGACACGCAUACCUCUACUAAUUGUUCUGUUAUGCACAACUAUACCCUUAUUUCUCACAUACUAUGCCUACCGAUUACUACCGCUGUCCGACAUAUACGCCAUUAGUAUGUGUUCGCCCGCAUUGGUACCGGUGUUGACCUAUUGGUCGCUUCGGGAGUCAGGCAUUACAGCCAUAAAUAUAGGCGCUCUCAUAAUGGCAAUGGCCGGCGCGCUCAUUGCUAUUAGACCUGCAUUUUUGUUCGACCCGUACGCACCUCUAGUUGAAAACGAUCGUACAUUAGGCUUCAUGAUGGUAAUCACCGGUAUUAUUGUAGCCAUACCGUCUCAUGUGUAUACCCAAUCGCUUAAAACCAUCCCGGUGUCAGUGAUUGGCGCGUGGCAGGCGCUUAUAGUAAUUACCGUUUGCGCAUGCGCCAUGCCGUUUGUGAAUGAUAAAGUUUCCAUGCCCGUGGACACCUAUACCUGGUUUAUAUUAUUCGGUCAAGUACAAGGUUACCAGUCGCCCGGUUGGCUAGAUUUAGUUAGAUGCACGCUAAUUGUUAUGGGUUUUGUAUGGGAUAUCACGAAUGUUCAAGACACAAAUUGUGUUCAUUUGAAUGAAAGGAAAUUUAAAUGUAAUGAAGAAAAUUGUGGCAAAAAUUUUAGACAAAAAUCAGAUCUAAUUCGACACAAACGCAUACAUUCGGGAGAAAAACCAUUUGUUUGUAAUUUCAAUGAUUGCAACAAAAUGUUUACCCGAAACACUGAAUUAAAAAUACAUUUGAGAAGACAUAUGAAUAUUAAAAGCCAUAAAUGUAUUCAUAAUAAUUGUAAUCAACAAUUUGUUUCAUCAAGUGCAUUGCAUCAGCAUCUUAGAUAUAACCAUAUUUAA